CCCCCCAAACCAAUAGCAAUGAAACCGAAAAAAAACCCCACAAACAAACAAAAACAUACAAAAACCCCCGCAAAAUUUGGUUGGUUUGGUGUGUGUUUUUUGUUGGUUUUUUUCAGUUUUUCGUUGUUAUUCGGCUCCCACUGCUGUUGUCUCACCCUUCAGGCGUGAGCCGCUGGCUGCUGAAGUGUUAAUAUCGUAAAGAACGCCUUAAUAACGGCAGCUUCCUUCCUUUGGUCACUGUGAAUUGACACAUCUCUGAGAAAUUGUGGUUUCAGACUCAUAAUCACCAAAAUUUACCUGGGAUGUUACCAGCGUGAGCAGGUUUGGAGUUUGAGGUCCCUUAAGAGCAGUGCUCAUGGUCGUGGCUGUGUUUCCUGGUGUUGAGGAAAAGGUUUUCACACUGCUCAGUGGAGUAGAGCACACCAAGGAAUUUGUGUCUGUAAUGAAAGGUUUGUAACAUUCAGUUAGUGUAAGCUGGCUUAUCUGUGCAUCUUGGAUUUGCUGUUAGUUUUGGGAAGAAUUGUUUCAAAAAGGAGGAGGACUUCUAUGAACAUAUUUCAGGAGAAGCUGUGUUUUUCCAUAAUUAACAAGAAGCAAAAGGGAGUCUGGCAGGCAAAGGAGAGUGCAUGCAUGUGUGCUUGUGGUAAACAGGCAAAAAGAAAUUAAAGGAGGCUGAUGAUCUUGAAAAGAAGAAGUGCCUGUUUAUUAAGUGCAAGAACAGAGGACGAGGCCCCAAGGUAGGAGAAGAAGAUGGAGAAGACCUUGAACAGAAUUCAUCCAGUUUCUGAUCCAAAAGCUACAUAUUUUCUACAGGUGUCAUGGGAAAAGGAUUUAGGCACUGGCUUUGGUUUACUUCUUAGUGAUUGUCAGUGUGCCUGGACUGGGACAGUGUCUGAAUCAGACAUUUCUAGGGAGGCUGAUGACAUGGAAAUGAAAAGAGAAAAAUAUGUGGAAGAGCUGAGGAAAGCACUGAUAGCUGGAGAAGAGUCAGCUGGCAAAUACAACUUUGUCAUUUCAAGAGAUGAGCAGAAUAAGGCCUGUCACUUCUCCUAUGAAAGGAACCUGAAAGAUGGCUCUUUCAGACUUGGAUCUCUGAAGCUGCAGGAAGUCCCAAACCCAGCAGAGGUGAUCAAAGAACUCAUUGGUUACUGCCUGGACAGCCUGGGAAAGCUGCAGGCCAAAACUGAGCAUCUGCAGAGGGAAAAUGAAAGGCUUUUCAGCAACUGGAGCGACGUGGAGAGGAGGCUGGAAAAAUGCGUGGAAGCUAAAGAGGAGCUGGAGGCAGACCUUUACAGCAGGUUUGUGCUGGUGCUGAAUGAAAAGAAGGCAAAGAUAAGAAACUUGCAGAAGCUGUUGAGCGAAGCUAAAGAGUCUGCAGCGGAUGCCAAGUGUGCAAGGGAUAGUACAGCUGCUGCUCAGGUGGUUGUAAAGAGAGAAAACAACUAUGAUGCCAGCACUGAUGAGGAAAGUGAAAAUCCAGCACGGGCCUCGUUGCCAUCAGCUCUGGAACGAAGGGAUUCCUCCCUGCUGGGCAGCCCAGACAUCGUGGACCCAGCUCCCAGGAGAAAAAGAAGGCAAAGGACAGCAAAACCUGCAGGGACAGGAGCCAAGGUGGCUGCUUACGAGGCAGAGCAGCCAUCCCAGGAAAACAGCAGUGUGCCAUCACUCACCCCAGUUUUCCCCCACCUGGGCCAACGUCAGAAAUGUCCCAGCACCUUUCUGUGCCCCAGGGGAGCUUUGAUAAGUGACCCUCAUCACCUGAACACUCCCCUGCCACUGUUCCAGGCUGGGCUGGGAAGGAGAGCUGUGCUGUGUGACCUGUGCAAAAAAAAAAAAAAAAAAUCAAGCUUUUGAUGAUAAAAUUGCAAAAACUGAAUAAGACAUGAGUCACUAGGGGAAAAAAGUGGUACCAAAAAAUCUAGAGUAAUUCUUCAUUCAGCUUGAAAGAAUGAGGCAGAAUAAAAUGCAACAAAGCUCAGCUGUUUUUCUCCUGGUGGUGGUACCUGUGCAGUUCUUCUUUUAACUGAGCAGUAGAUAAUUAGGCUUCCACGUGGGAAUGGGUGAUUUAUUUCCCUGGGAAUUGGAAGGAAUUGGGAUCCACCAUCACCAUUUCUCCCAGCUCCCCAGGGAAGGGUGGGAUAAUGUGAGGGCAGGAAAAAAAUGAGCAUUGUCUGCUGACCUCAGAGGCUGCCAUUUCUCCUGGGAAAAGUCUCUCAGCUCUCCAGUUUGGAGCACAUCUCACAGGUUUUUGUCACUGGUAAUAGCCCAAUAAUUGACUGCU
Molecule: messenger RNA, 2281 nt
Organism: Passer montanus (Eurasian tree sparrow)
Lineage: Eukaryota; Metazoa; Chordata; Aves; Passeriformes; Passeridae
Gene: XRCC4
Product: X-ray repair cross complementing 4
Exons: 12
Coding region: 751-1854 (367 amino acids)
Biological process (GO): immunoglobulin V(D)J recombination; double-strand break repair via nonhomologous end joining; positive regulation of ligase activity
Cellular component (GO): DNA ligase IV complex; DNA-dependent protein kinase-DNA ligase 4 complex; nucleus
Molecular function (GO): DNA binding
Source: RefSeq, a predicted model, not a curated record